Messenger RNA from Ustilaginoidea virens, 1623 nucleotides. RefSeq lists its product as uncharacterized. Gene Ontology annotation, cellular component: membrane; endoplasmic reticulum. The record is from RefSeq and is a predicted model, not a curated record. Bases 1 to 1623 code for a protein of 540 amino acids. Gene Ontology annotation, biological process: glycerophospholipid biosynthetic process; lipid modification. Gene Ontology annotation, molecular function: 1-acylglycerol-3-phosphate O-acyltransferase activity; 1-acylglycerophosphocholine O-acyltransferase activity. NCBI's taxonomy places the organism in Eukaryota, Fungi, Ascomycota, Sordariomycetes, Hypocreales, Clavicipitaceae. The transcript is spliced from 5 exons.
AUGCUUCGUCUUGUGCAUCGCCCCUUUGCGGCCCUGUCACAGUCAUCAGGGGGCUCUCCAGACGAACUUAAGCUUAUAUUUUCUUUCCUGUUAUCAUAUCCCCUGGCGGGCUUGCUAAAGCGCGUACCAGAUGCAAGGCCGUACCGCAAGAACCUAUUUAUCAUCGGGACAUCGGUUUUCUAUCUAGUCGGGUUGUUCGAUCUCUGGCGUGGACUCCUAACCAUUACCAUCAGCGCCGGAGGAGCCUAUUUGAUUGCAAAGUAUAUGCGAAAGAGCCCAUAUAUGCCAUGGAUUGGCUUCAUUUUCGUAAUGUCUCAUAUGGCAGUUAGCCACAUCCGACGCCAAGCUGCGAAUACUCCUUCCACCAUUGACAUCUCUGGGGCCCAAAUGGUCUUGGUAAUGAAACUGAGCGCGUUCUGCUGGAAUGUUGCCGACGGACAACUUUCGGACGAUUUGUUAUCCGACCUGCAGAGAGACAGGGCUAUCAAGAAACUUCCAUCCCUGCUCGAUUAUGCAGGUUAUAUCCUGUUCUUCCCCUCUCUUUUCGCUGGUCCGGCUUUUGACUAUGCCGAGUAUCGACGUUGGAUUGAUACUUCCAUGUUCGAUAUACCAUCUUGCGUUGAUCCAUCCAAGAAGCCUCCCUCUAGGAAAAAGAGAAGAAUACCUCGCAGCGGCACCCCAGCUACAUUCAAGGCAUUGACUGGACUCUUUUGGAUUGCUUUGUUCGGAUUUUUAUCUGCCAAAUAUGGACAAGAGCAGUUACUCCUGGACUCUUACAUGCAACAUGCCCUGUGGCGCCGCAUCUGGAUUAUGUAUGUGGUGAAUUUGGUGGCUAGGCUGAAAUACUACGGCGUUUGGACACUGACAGAGGGGUCAUGCAUCUUGGCUGGCCUGGGCUACAACGGGUUCGACCCAGUCACCGGUAAAGUUUUCUGGGAUCGCCUACAAAACAUCGACCCUUGGGCUGUUGAGACCGCUCAGAAUCCUCGCGGUUACCUUGCGGGUUGGAACAUGAACACGAACAAUUGGUUGCGGAACUACGUAUACUUGCGAGUAACAGCGAGAGGGAAAAGUCCUGGGUUUCAAGCCAGCCUCAUGACAUUCGUAACAAGCGCGCUUUGGCAUGGUUUUUAUCCCGGUUACUACUUAACAUUCAUUCUGGCUAGUCUUAUCCAGACAGCUGCGAAAAAUUUUCGUCGUAUCGUUCGUCCGUUCUUCCUCGAUGCUGUAUCUGGAGAACCCACACCUAGAAAAAAGUACUACGACAUAACCAGCUUCAUUGUCACGCAAUUGACGUUCUCGUUCGCAACAACUCCUUUCCUUCUACUAAACCUUGCCGAUUCCGUCCGCGCUUGGUCGCGCGUAUACUUUUACGGUGCAGCGUGGACCCUUGCCUCCCUUAUUUUCUUCGCAUCACCAGGCAAGCUUGCAUUGAAAGCGGCACUAGAGAAGCUCCAGGGCCGUGCCACCGGUUCAAAACUCGUGCAGUCAAUGAGCCCUAACAGCCUGAGUGGCAAAGAGCCGAUCCUCGGUAUUUCCAAGGAACCUGACCAGGACAUGUCUGAGGCCAUGGGAGAACUAAAAGCGGAAGUUGGGGCACGACACAGAGAGAAGUCGGAUUAA